AUGCAUGCGAAUGAAAUGUUGGUGCGCAAUUUUCGUAAAGCCCAAGGCAUUGUACCUGUGAUCAAACAAAUUGAUACUUUGGCGGCAGAGUUUCCAGCCAAAACCAAUUAUUUGUAUAUGACCUAUCAUGGCACCGAAAACGACAUUACCCCCGAAACCGAAAAAUCGGUGGCGGUACUGGGCAGUGGGGUGUAUCGAAUUGGCAGCAGCGUUGAAUUUGACUGGUGUGGGGUAAAUGCCAUACAAACGGCUGCUAAGAAUGGGUACAAGACCAUUUUCAUUAAUUACAAUCCCGAGACCGUAUCCACCGAUUACGACGAAUCGGAUCGGUUAUAUUUUGAAGAAUUGAGUUUUGAAAGGGUGAUGGACAUCAUGGAUUUUGAAAAUCCAACGGGUGUGAUUUUAUCUACAGGAGGGCAAAUCCCCAAUAAUUUGGCCACCCGAUUGGGCGAUGAAAACGUUCCCAUUUUGGGCACAUCGCCCGAAAGCAUUGACAUGGCUGAAAAUCGCCACAAAUUCUCGUCCAUUAUGGAUGAAUUGGGCAUUGAUCAACCCCGAUGGAAAGAAUUAACCACCAUAGAGGCCAUUUUUGAAUUCGUGGCCGAAGUGGGAUACCCCGUAUUGAUACGUCCUUCCUAUGUACUUUCUGGAGCGGCAAUGAACGUGGUGUCCAACGAUUAUGAAUUAAAAGAGUUUUUAAAAUUGGCCGUGAUUGUAAGUCCCGAUUACCCCAUUGUGGUAUCGGAAUUUGUACAAGGGGCUAAAGAAUUGGAAUUGGAUGCGGUGGCCCAAAAUGGUGAAAUUGUGGAUUUUGCCAUUUCCGAACAUGUGGAAUUUGCGGGCGUGCAUUCGGGCGAUGCCACCAUGUACUAUCCCCCUCAAAAAGUAUACAUAGAAACGGCCAAACGCAUUGAGCAAAUUGGCGAUAAAAUUGCCAAACGCUAUAAUAUUUCUGGACCAUUCAACAUACAGUUUUUGGCCAAAGACAAUAGUCUGCGGGUGAUUGAAUGCAAUUUGCGGGCUUCCAGAAGUUUUCCGUUUGUAUCCAAAGUAUCGGGGCACAAUUUAAUUGAGAAAGCCGCCAAAGUGUUGUUGGGGGUUCCUGUGGAACGGGGUGGCUUUGAGGCCAUGCUGCAUCUUAAUGUGGUGGGGGUAAAAGCGUCUCAGUUUUCAUUUACCCGUUUGGCAGGGGCCGACCCAGUGCUUUCGGUGGAUAUGUCGUCUACGGGUGAAGUGGGCUGUAUAGCCGAUACGGCACCAGAGGCCUUGCUUAAGUCUAUGUUGUCGGUGGGCUAUAAAAUUCCCAAUAAAAACAUUUUGAUUUCGGGAGGCCCCAUCACUUCUAAGGUGGAAUUGUUGGAACCCACCCGAAUGUUGGUGGAAGCGGGUUAUACGAUUUACGCUACCAAAGGCACCCAUAUGUUUUUGACC
Notodromas monacha is the source of this 1431-nucleotide messenger RNA. The record is from the annotation of a GenBank genome assembly. NCBI's taxonomy places the organism in Eukaryota, Metazoa, Arthropoda, Ostracoda, Podocopida, Cyprididae.